Theobroma cacao (cacao) is the source of this 1755-nucleotide messenger RNA. RefSeq names its product cytochrome P450 93B16-like. The record is from RefSeq and is a predicted model, not a curated record. Gene Ontology annotation, molecular function: oxidoreductase activity, acting on paired donors, with incorporation or reduction of molecular oxygen; monooxygenase activity; heme binding. NCBI's taxonomy places the organism in Eukaryota, Viridiplantae, Streptophyta, Magnoliopsida, Malvales, Malvaceae.
GAGGUGGCCAUGAUGCUUGAACUCCUGUCGUAUGCCAUCCUCUUCAUUGCUUCAUUUCUUAUUGUGAAAACAAUAAUCUACAACAAGAGCCGUCCCAAGCUUCCCCCAGGCCCAAUUGCCUUACCUAUCAUCGGCCACCUCCACCACCUCGGUCCCUUCCUUCAUCAAACUUUCCACAAGCUCUCGUCCCGCUAUGGUCCCUUAAUUUAUCUCCGACUUGGCUCUGUUGGGUGCGUCGUGGCUUCUAACCCAGAGCUUGCAAAAGAGUUUCUGAAAACUUACGAGCUGACAUUCGCUAACCGCAAGCAAACCGCUGCCAUUAACCACCUUACAUACAACUCUUCCUUUGCUUUCGCCCCCUACGGACCUUACUGGAAAUUCAUAAAAAAGUUAAGCACCAACAAGGUCCUAGGUAACCGAACUCUUAGCCAGUUUCUUCCCGUUCGGACCAAGGAAUUGCACCAUUUCAUGGAGUUUCUUCUUGAAAAGUCUAAAGCAGGCGAGAGCGUGAAUGUAACUCAAGAGCUGUUGAAAUUAACCAGCAACAUAAUAUCAGAAAUGAUGCUGAGCAUGAAGUGCUCGGGGAGUGGAAACUCCACUGAUGGGGUUCAAACUAUAGUGCGGGAGGUGACUGAGAUCUUCGGAGAGUUCAGCAUCUCAGACAUCAUAUGGUUUUGCAAAAACUGGGAUCUGCAGGGAUUCCGAAGGAGAUUUGAGGACAUACAUAGAAGGUAUGACGCUUUGUUGGAGAGGAUAAUAAGAGAUCGCGAGGAAGUAAGAAAAAGCAAGAAGAAGGGAAGAAAUGAGUGUUACCAAGGAGACAAUGUUGAUGAGGUCAAGGAUUUUCUGGACAUGAUGCUUGAUGUAUUGGAAAAUGAUAACUCGGAGAUGCAAUUAACCAGAAAUCACAUUAAGGCCUGUAUUAUGGAUUUCUUGACAGCCGCCACAGAUACAGCAGCAAUUGCACUUGAAUGGGCAUUGGCAGAGCUCAUUAAUCAUCCGGAUGUUCUAAAAAUAGCUCAGGAAGAGAUUGAUCAAGUUGUGGGGAAAAGCAGAUUGGUAGAAGAAUCUGACAAUCCUCGUCUCCUAUACAUCCACGCCAUCAUUAAAGAAACUUUUCGGCUUCACCCACCGAUCCCGAUGAUCAACAGAAAAUCAGUCCAAUCAUGCCAAAUAAUGGGAUACACCAUCCCCGCUGACAGUUUAUUGUUCGUAAACAUUUGGGCUAUAGGAAGGGAUCCCAACGUCUGGGCAGAUCCAUUGAAGUUUCAGCCUGAGAGGUUCUUGACAUCCAAUGAGGGAGAUAAUAAUUCAGGGCCUAUAGAUGUUAGAGGCCUCCAUUAUCAGCUGUUGCCUUUUGGUGCAGGGCGAAGGCGCUGCCCUGGUACUUCUUUAGCAAUGCAGGCGCUGCCCACCACUCUGGCAGCCAUGAUUCAGUGCUUUCACUGGAAGCCUGCAGCUACUUCCAAGAUUGGAGAUGGUGUUGACAUGUCUGAACGGCCUGGACUUACGGCUCCCAGGGCAAAGUGUCUGGAGUGUGUUCCAAUUGCACGCUUUACUCCCACUCUCUUUGCAACUUAAGCAAGAGACCGUUUACGUAUGAAUGAGGUGAGCCAUAGCUCACCAGACAGGGGAAAGACCGCGGUUCUCCUGAUUUCUAGGGUAUUAGAUCUGUUUCUUCGCGUGGUUAAUUGUUAAGAAUGAUGUCAAUGUGAUGGCAUGCAUAUUGGUAGAAAUAUAUGCUGAGAGUCGACC